Molecule: messenger RNA, 1404 nt
Organism: Capronia epimyces CBS 606.96
Lineage: Eukaryota; Fungi; Ascomycota; Eurotiomycetes; Chaetothyriales; Herpotrichiellaceae
Exons: 2
Coding region: 1-1404 (467 amino acids)
Source: RefSeq, a predicted model, not a curated record
AUGAAAUUCGGCCAGGACUAUGAAGCGGCACUCGCUCGUGGCGAGUAUCCUCCCAACUGGGUCGACUCGGCCAUCUCGUAUAAGAAGCUGAAGAAGUGCAUCAAACGCGUGCAGAGAGAACUUCUCGGUCUGGGCCUUGAUAAGGACACCCUUGACGCCCUCUGGCAGCAUGUUGAUUCAGGUGCUGGGAAUCCGUUUGGAGAAGGUUUGUUGCACUACUCGCUGGACGGCAACGACUACAGCUUUACGCCCAGGUUGACCAUCGUCGUCGAUCCCCGCGACGGCUCUCCCAUGGACGCCUGGUUGAGUCCGGAAACCCGGCGAAACUUAUUGCGCCUUGCCCGGAAUUCUCGGGCGAACGUCUCAACCGCCCGCGCUUGGCCAGAGUCCGUGGAUGGACGAGCCAGAGACUGGGCUCCCGCAGAAACGAGGGGUUCCGAGCCAGAGGGUGACUCUGCGGCAGCGGACCCCGACCCGGACCAGGACCAAGACCAGGACCAGGUGCAGACCGUCGAAAUCCCUUUGACCUCUGACUCGGAGUUCUUCCAAAUCCUGCGGCGCGAGCUCUCCGACUUGGACCAUCUGCAGGAGGCCGAGCAGACGCGACUACGAGAGGAGAUUGUCAAGCUGGGGAAUGAGCUGCGUGUGGUGAAAGCAUCCAAAUCUAAGCGAUCCAAGGAGGAAGUAGACGCAUGGCGGCAGAUCCUUGAACUCUACUCGGACGCCGAAGUCUUCGCCUCGUCGCACGAAGUCGACGCCGGGGCGCGCGACGCCGCGCAUGCACAGAAACAGUUUCAGGAGUUCAGUCAGGCGCUUUCGCUUCAACAACGUGCCGGCUUCAAGCUGGGCAAGGGGGCCACAAUGGCCCUGGACCGCUUUCUACGCAUUAAUGUCAAACUGCUCCGGCUGCUCCGAUUCCAAGAAAUCAAUCGCACCGCCCUUCACAAAAUCAUGAAGAAAUUCGACAAACGCACCGCGUUGCACGCCCGGUCCCACGUUUCGACCGCAUUGGUCAAAUCGCCCUUUAUUGCGCAGGAUCUGGCCAAGGCCACCUGCUUCACCAUCUCCGAAGAGAUCCUGAAGAUCAUCCCCCAACUCAACGACUACCUCUGCCCAAUCUGUUUCAGUAUUUCCUACAAACCUGUCCGUCUGCGGUGCAAGCAUGUCUUUUGCAUCCGAUGUCUGGUUGUCUUGCAGAGAGAGGGACGGGACCAUUGCCCUCUCUGUCGAGAAGAUGUGGUGCUGGAAGCCACCAGUGAAAACCUCGACCGGGAGUUGAUGAAGUUCUUGAAAGCCAACUUCAAGGGCGCGGUCAAGCAGAAGCAGCGAGACAACGAGAUCCAAGCUGCGAUCGAUCGCUGGGGGGCUCAGUACGAGAAUGCGCAGAAAUGCACGGUCAUGUAA